AUGUCGUCUUCGGCUCAGGAGCUUGUUAAUAAUGGGAUUAAUUAUAAUCGAUAUUUCGACAAUUGUCCUCAAUUUAAUAAUCGUGAUGAUGCUGUCGAAUGGUGUAGAAAGAUUGCUCUUGAAUUCGGUUUUUUUUUUGUGAUAAUCAGUCACAAAAAGAAUUGUCAAUAUCUAGAUUGUGAACGUGGUAAGAAAAAAGAACUUCGUGAUUUCAGUUCAGCAAUCAGGAGAAAAACGAAAAGAAAAGCAUGUGGUUGUCCAUUUCGGUUGUUUCUUGUCCCGAUGAAAAACUAUUCGUAUUGGGUUGUCAAGACUAAGGCAGAACAUGGGUUUCAUAAUCACCCAAUGAUGUUAUACCCAGAGGGUCAUCGACAGAUUAGCGGUCUCAGUCCCGGUGCGAAGAAGUUAGUUGGAGAACUAACUGCAGCCCAUGUGAAACCACGGCACAUCAUGAAAGCCAUUACAAGUGCAUUUCCGUCAGUGAAGCCUAACAUGAGGCACAUUUAUAAUUGUAAAGAUUUGUUAAGAAGAGAGAGAUCAGAAGGCAGAAAUGCAGCUCAGGAGUUUCUUCAUCAGGCUGUUCAAAGCAAUUAUCUGUUUUGGCUUGAUUCGGACGAGAUGGGUAGGGUGACACAUACAUUCAUUGCACACCCGACGUCCGUGAACUUAGUCCGUACAUAUCCGCAUGUGCUUCACAUUGAUGCAACGUACAAGACAAACAAGUACUUGUAUCCUUUGGUAGAGAUUGUUGGUGUCACACCAACCAACAAGAAUUUUCUUGUUGCAUGGGCUUUGCUGCAACAUGAGGAUGCUGAGAGUUACCGCUGGAUGUUGUCGGCACUGAAAAACCUCAUUGGCUGUGUGGCGCCAAAUGCCAUUGUGAGUGAUCGAGAUCUGGCUUUAUGCAAAUAUAUCUCGGACGUUUUUCCCACAUCUGCGAUCUACUUUGCACGUGGCAUAUUAACAAUGAUGUGGAGGCAUGGGUAG
Messenger RNA from Beta vulgaris subsp. vulgaris (sugar beet), 987 nucleotides. Its product is annotated as protein FAR1-RELATED SEQUENCE 5-like. The coding region runs from base 1 to 987 and encodes 328 amino acids. Gene Ontology annotation, biological process: regulation of DNA-templated transcription. The transcript is spliced from 2 exons. Lineage: Eukaryota; Viridiplantae; Streptophyta; Magnoliopsida; Caryophyllales; Amaranthaceae. The record is from RefSeq and is a predicted model, not a curated record.